UUCCCCGUCAGGUUUGGGGAGUGCUCUCGGACUUGCGGAGGGGGCGUCAAGAAGUCGGUGAGACACUGUAACAAACCUAUCCCAUCUAAUGGUGGUCGCUACUGCACUGGGCGGCGAGAGAAGUACCGCAGCUGUGGUGCACGUGAGUGUCCUCCAGGUAGUAAAGGAUUCAGAGAAGAGCAGUGUGCUGUUUUCAACAACAACAAUUAUAAUAUCCAAGGCCUGCCUGAAGAUGUCAAAUGGGUUCCCAAAUAUGGUGGAAUUAGCCCUGAUGAGCGAUGCAAACUCUACUGCAGAGUUCAUGGUACGAGCGCUUAUUACCCACUCAAAGAGAAAGUUGUAGAUGGAACACCAUGUGGCCCUGAUACGUAUGACAUAUGUGUGAAUGGAAUCUGCAAGCCAGCAGGUUGCAAUCACAUGCUUGGUUCCUCUAUGCAGCUAGACAUGUGUGGGAAAUGUGGUGGUGACAAUUCAACAUGUAUCUCCAUCAAAGGCAGCUACAACAACUCUACUUACGGCUAUACCCGAGUGGUGCGCAUUCCAGCUGGGUCCUCCAAUCUUGACAUUAGACAGUAUGGUCACAAAGGAAUAACAGAUGACAACUAUCUGGCUUUGGUAGAUGAAGAUACUGGAGAAUAUAUUCUGAAUGGAGGGUUCAUGGUGUCAAUAUUCCGCAAGAUUUUGCUCUUUGGUGGAGCUACGUUGGAAUACACAGGAUCUCAGACAGUUGUAGAGCGUGUCAAUUCUUCUUCCAGGCCACUGAAAAAAGAUUUAAUAUUAGAGGUUCUCUCUGUGGGAAGACUGUAUCCCCCAAACAUAACAUUCCAGUACACAGUCCAGCGCAGCACACAGUAUCGUUGGGAGCUGAGAGACAAAUGGACUGCUUGUGAUAAAGUCUGUAAUGGUGAACGUUGGCCUUUGCCAUUAUGUGUGAAGAUGGACAAUUCACAGCAUGUCCCAGAUGAACACUGUGCAGGUCUUCGACAACUGUCCAGAUACAUUGAGUCCUGCAAUACCCACUGCAUUCUGAAGUGGAGGACAUGGCCGAUAACAGAGUGUUCGACACACUGUGGUCAUGGGAAGCAAACUCUGGGUUUGCAGUGUGUGCAACAGUUUCAUGACUCAAAUAUUGGUGACAACACUGUCCAUAAUAGCUCAUGUGCUCAUUUAUACAAACCAACAGAGGUUGUAGAUUGUGAAGGACCUUGCAACUCUACUCACUGGGAGUUUGGAAUGUGGUCACAGCAACAGUUGAUGUGGAGGACAUGGCCGAUAACAGAGUGUUCGACACACUGUGGUCAUGGGAAGCAAACUCUGGGUUUGCAGUGUGUGCAACAGUUUCAUGACUCAAAUAUUGGUGACAACACUGUCCAUAAUAGCUCAUGUGCUCAUUUAUACAAACCAACAGAGGUUGUAGAUUGUGAAGGACCUUGCAACUCUACUCACUGGGAGUUUGGAAUGUGGUCACAGUGCUCCAAAACAUGUGGAGGGGGAACUCAGACACGAUCAGCCCAUUGUGUGGAUGAACGGGGUUGGCCAAAGGAUGAAUCUGACUGUAAGCAGAGUGAUCCACCCGUUGUGGAGCGGCCAUGUGGCACACAAGAGUGCCCAAAAUGGGUUCUUGGAGAAUCAUCACCAUGCUCCGUUACGUGUGGUGUUGGGGAACGCAAGAACUCCCUCUGGUGUCAAGUGGGCAACCGUAUAGUGGCACCAAGAUACUGUGACUCACAGCCUGUUCCUCCCUACAAGGAAGUCUGUACAAGGGAGCCAUGUGCUUCUUGGCACCAUGGCUCUUGGCAGCAGUGUUCUGUGACGUGUGGCACUGGUGUGUCUGUAAGGACUGUUACUUGUCGUUCACUAGAUGGCAAAGAAGUCUCUGAAUCGUCAUGCUCCACUAUAGAGAAUAAACCUGCUUCUAGUCAGAAAUGCACUAGACAGGCUUGUCAACAUGAGAUACCGUCAUCAGUGUUUCCUUCAACAACAACGACAACGACAACGACAACAUCUGUAUCCCUGUCCAAGGUUGAGGAUGGCAACUUAGGACUUCAUUCCCCACAUCUUCGUCGUAAUAACAUUCUUCCAACUUCUGUGCCAUUUCCUGGACCUGCAGACAACUCAGUUCUACAUGGAGAUGAGGACAUGACUAAUAAUGUGAUAUAUGAACCAAGGACAUUCACUCCAGUGCGUGGUGUGUGGAAGGCCUCAGACUGGGGAUCUUGUUCUGUUACAUGUGGUGAUGGAAUCAGGCAGAGGGCAGUCAUUUGUAUAGAUUCAUCUCUUGGCACACCCAUUGACAAAGAACACUGCACUGAAGCUUUGUUUGUAGCAACAGAAGAAUCCUGCAAACAACCUACUUGCGCAUCCUGGAGAGUUGGGGUCUGGAAGCCAUGUUCUGUUAGCUGUGGCAAGGGAAUAUCAACAAGAGAAGUGAUGUGCAUUGAUUCUGCGUCUAAUACUGUGCUGUCCAAUGAUCAAGCUUGUUCUGAUCAUAAUUUGGCACAACCAGACAGAGAGAAGGAAUGUUACAUUAGGGACUGUCCAGAUGAAUCGUCUUUGGAAUAUCCAAAUCAUGAUGGGAUGAAUGACAUGGGGAAGGACCUGAACAAUGCAGGCUACAUGUGGAGAACAGGACCAUGGGGUGAGUGCUCAAAGUCUUGUGGAACGGGCUACAUGCGGCGGAUGGUGGCAUGUCCCUCUGAAGAUGGAAAUGAUGGGAUUGAAUGUAACAAAGCUGACAGGCCUGUUGAUAGAAUAGCUUGCAAUACAGAUCCUUGUCCUGCCUGGAACACGGGUGGCUGGUCAGAGUGCAACAAGUCGUGUGGAGAAGGAGGCUACCAGCACAGACAAGUUAGGUGUCAGUCUCACACUGGAGAGAUCCUAGCCGACACUUCUUGCUCAGCCCUUGAAAGGCCAGAUGAGAAGCAUGAGUGUGAUUUACCCCAGUGCCAUAUCAACUAUAGUCACACCAACCUGAAACCCAUAGCUAAGGAGUAUCAGUGGCGAACAGGCAUGUGGAGUCAGUGUUCAAGGACAUGUGGACAGGGAGAACGUAACCGGCGAGUUGUAUGCGUGGAGGUGCCUGCAAACACAUAUCCUUAUGAACAAAGUGUGAAUCAUCAUUGGCAUGGCAGUACCUUCUUCGAUUCACAGUAUCGGAAACAGUACAGGGAUUGGCGAUUAGUGGAAAGACAGCAAAGAUUGAAGCCAAAGCUUUUGAAUGAGACUGAUAUAGUGGUUUCUUCAGUGAAGUGUGAUCACAGACACAUGCCUAAGGCUGUUCGUGGUUGCAUAAAACAGUGUCCAUUCUCUUGGUUUGAAGGAGAGUGGUCUGAGUGCUCCCAAUCAUGUGGACAUGGCAUCCAACAAAGAACUGUUCAGUGUCACCAUCUUGAUUUAGUGGUCUCAGAAGAUGAGUGUAACCCUACUGAACGUCCAUCAGAACAAAGGAACUGCUUCAAUUCUAACUGCCAGGAUGAAUUCUACUGGGUACCAGGGGAGUGGCAAGAUUGCUCACAUUCAUGUGGUAGAAAGGGACGCCAGCAGCGUCAUCUGUAUUGUUACCAUCGUGAUGGAAAGAAAGUUACAAGGAAUAAUUGUGUACGAGCUCCAAGGCCUCUUCGGAAACGCAAAUGUAACCAGCACAGAUGUAGUUUUACUUCAUGUCUUGAUGUACAACAAAAAUUACAAGCGAGGGAGGACAAAGAAUACACUUUGCAAAUUAUGGGUAUUAAUGUCUCGAUUUAUUGUCAUGGCAUGUCAACUGAUGGCCCCCAGGAGUACCUCAGCUUACCAGCAGGCGAAGAUGAGAAUUUCUCUGAAAUAUAUGAUCGAAGGUUGGUCUCUCCAGACACAUGUCCAUAUAAUGGCCAACGUCGUGACAACUGCUCUUGUGUGGUAGAUAGCAAUGGGAAGGCUCAGCUGACAAUGUACUCCAAAGUUCGUCUAAAUAUUACCUCACUUCGAGUCAUCACACAAGAUGGCACAUUUUCAAGACAAGUGAAAGGCCAGCAUGGCCGAGUGCCUUAUGGACAGGCAGGAGACUGCUACAGUAAAGCAGAAUGUCCUCAAGGGCGCUUCUCUAUCAAUCUGGUUGGGACUAAUUUUAUUGUAUCAGUGUUUACCAGAUGGGAGGGUAAAGGUUCAAAACCAUCUAAGAAGAUCCAUUGGUCAGAGGGUAACCAGAAGGUGAGCGGGAAGUGUGGAGGUUACUGUGGUACAUGUAGUCCUCACCUGCGCCAUGGACUGAAACUGGAUGUAUUACCACCAUAGUCACAUAAAUAUCUGGUAGUGUUAUUAAUCAAUUUUAUUAAGUUCCUCUAUACUUGCAAGAGGCUAACAAUGAAUCAAACGCUGCCUCACCAGCUGUCCAGUAGGCAUGUCAGUGGGACCGUUUACUGAAUGUAAAGACUAGAGAUUCCUUCGAACCACAAGGCCACUACUCCAAGAACCAUCAUAGGUCUUGUCAGUGCUGUGUGAUUUCUCUUGAAAGGAAGUCAACUGGCAGCCAAAUGGUGUGAUUUGCUGAUACAAGUGCUAUCUUAAAACAUACUUUUAUUACAUGUAAUUUUCCUUACCUCUUUCCCCAUUUAUAUCACUCAAUAACAGUUCUUAUUCUUGAUUUUUACAUAAUGACAUUCUAAAUUGUUCAGUUUAUUUAGUAUCAGAUGAUAGCCUAUUUAAUGUGGAUGGAGGUGGUCAUGGCCUAAUACAAGUUACUGUCCUGCCAUUUACAAGGAGGGCUGAAUAAAACCACAAAAAUCUUCAGUCAGGAUAGUUUGCCUCUGGACCAAUAUUUGAACGUGGCAUUGCUUAUCACUCAACUGCAACAUUUGGAAGGAACCAUUCUUAAAUACACACUAUUUUUAUGAUUGAGGUGGUUUCAAAUUUCUAGCAAUAUUUAAUAUCUGUACAGAUAACAAUUAUUGAUUCUGAAUGGUGAGUAUCAAAUUUUGUUUCAGCUCUAAAUCAAGGCUUCUGUGGUCCACACCUCUACAAAGAACUGGGCUGCUCAGUUUGUUAUUAAUUUUUCAGCUUUUUUUCCAGUCCUUUUGUUGUUGUGGCCUUGGGAAUGUUAGAAUGAGCAUUGUUUGGUCCCUUUCUGGCACAUGUACAAUGUGAGCUAUGUUAUCUGAUUCUUCUUCUUCAUAUACCCUUGUCUCUCCUACAUGGAGGAUAGGGGCAUCCUUUUGGAGGUUUCUGAUCUAUUUUAGACAUUUGGUAGGGAUUCCUUGGAUGAGUGAUCAGCCCAUCGCAAGGCCUCUACCAAAGACAAGUGAGAAAUGUCUGCUGAAUUUUGCUUAAGAAACAUCUCGUUCAGGCUCGCAAGGUUCUUUUACAUGCUGCAAAUCUAUUACAUGGGACUGCCGGCUUUACUUCCCUCCAAAGGAAGUCUUGCUAUGGCCAGGUUUGAACCCACAAACCUUGGAUCCAGUGGCAAGCACACUACCACUAGACCACCGAGGGCAACAUGUUAUCUGAUUGUUGCUCCCAAUUUCUAAGAUAACUGUGGUCAUUCCACUGCCAUCUUUUUACUUCCUUACUCUCAUCUUCAUGUUUAUAUUACAGGGCCAAUUUGUUACAGCCUUUUGUUCAUACAUUUGCAUGUUUCAAGCCUUCCUGGUAUGUUUGUUUACAUAUGAUUAUAUUGGCUACUCUUAAUUUAUCUCAUGUUGCUUGUUCUUCAUGAUGUCCUGGAAAGGAUCUUAAUAUAAUUUGUGGUGGACUGUUACUUAAUAACUGUGUUUCUGCUACAAUCUUCAAAUUCAUUCUCAUGAGAACCUGAAAGCUUGCCUUAUAAGUGGUUAUAUACCUCUGAAACACUGAUAACCACAUACAAGACUUAGGAGUAUCACAUCCCAGACCACAGCCAACAUCUUUAGUGCCAUGAAAACUUCAAAUUCCACGAGGCUUCUGACACCCAUGGUAUCAAACAGUCAGAAAGUGUUCAAUUAUACUUUGGUAUGAAUGAUUUCAAGAGAUUCAGGUGAACCACUGCUUAGAUUGCAUUUAUUUUGUCAGUACAUUCAUUUGUAAAAUAUGGUUCUUGGACAAUAAAUUGGGGGUGGAGGUAGGAAUUUAUGAGAAGUAACAUAUGCUGCGUUGUAUUAUUAAUUGUACAGUUCAUCAGAACUUCAGGAAUUACUGGUCAGUGGAAGCAGGAAGAAGGAAUCUUCUCGUUUAAUGAUAUCUCUCUUCUGUUUCCUUUUGCCAUACUUUAGAGAUUGUAAGAAUUACAUACAGAUUGUCCUUAGGACAUGGUUAUUCACAACUGGUCCAAACUAGAGGUAAAAUCCACUGAAUGGGAUUAGUUUGAGGGCCUUGGAUAAUCUAGUCAGUAUGAAUUUGUUAGUUAUGGAAAAUUUGCAUAAGCAGGGCAUGGUGAAUGAAUUAUACUUUUCAUACAGAAAAGAGAAAAAUAUAAUUGUCUUGCAAGUAUACAAAAAUCAUCUGCUGUCUUGUGAUCUGCAAGAUGAACCAGUCCAACUUUGGAGCUGUACAAGGGGUCCUCAGUACCAGACCAGAUGCAUACAUAGUAUGCCAUGGAAGUGAGAAAACUAUAUAUAAUAAAAGAAUAUGCUGCAAGUUUGACAAUUUUCAGUCGUUGAUGAAGAUACUUCUGGAACAUAUGUGUCUGUGUAUAGUUAAUUCCCAUAUGAGCAGAGUUGGCUUUAAACUAUUUAACCCUUAUCGACUGUCUUAUGCACAGUCCAGCUAGCUGUAUGUGUCACAGGAGCAUAUUGCUAAAUCAUUAACCCCAGAGUUAAAGUCUGACCAGCAACCCUGUAGUGUAGGGUUUCAGUCUUCUUUUCCUGUAUAGUAAAGGUUAAUUGUUAUAUGAAUUGCUUAACUGGAGAGAGAAAAUAAGAAAAUAUGAAUAAAUCUCCUGCAUAAUGGAAGUAAAACAAGAAAGUUAAAUUGCUUUUCAAAAUGAAUGACCACAGCAAUGCAAGAACAAAUACACUGAUCAUAUAUUUUACAUUGAAUUUGGUGAGAAGACAAAAAAUUUCCAGCAGUUUAUGCAUUACAUGUCCAGUCAUAAAUAAAUUACUGUUUUUGUAGUACUCCUCUAGGUAAAUCAAGAAGUCAUAUUAUGAUAUAUGUAGUUUUUACAUAUAUUCUGGUAAGUGAUAUCACCUUUUUUGUAUGAAUUUAGUUAUCCCUUUGUGUGGUUUGAACUCUAGGGUACAAAGGAUCAGAAAGAGUCCAUCCAUUACAUGCUCUAAAUGAGGCUGAUCCUCAUAUUUUCUUUGACUUGCUCUUUUUUUAGCACGAAAGAAGAAUCAGUGGCAUAGCUGAGUGGAGCCUCUAUUAAUUUUACUGUGAUGAAUUAAGAAUGAGUCCAUUGUACGUCUACAUGGUUUACCUUUGUAACUCUCACUUGUCAUAAAAAAGCAGUUUUCCUAUGGUGGAUUUUACCAUUCUGAUUGUAUUGGGGUUUAAGUCAUGGAAACCAGAAAAUAGACUGUAGAUGUUACUGUUAUGUUCCAGGAUACAGAUGAAAUAUAACAUUGGAAUAUUUAAAGUUGCCGUUUUUAAAAUCACUGCCAUUGUAGACUUUUAUUAAAACUAAAUUUUAGUACAAUUUUGUGUACCAAUUUUAAUAUUAAUUUUUAUUUUUUAUAUUAAAUCCAUUGUGCUCUGCCCAUGUUAAUAAACAGAGGCUGUGGUCUUAGGAUACAAUGCUGGAACCACUACAUUGUAAAAUCUGAGCCUGCAGUUCACAGCGUCAGAGUAGCUUUAUUACAACUGAAGUAACGUUAUUUGAAACCCACGCAUUUGAAACUUGCUUGAAGUGUUUCUGAAGAGUUCUGAUGAUGGUGUAAUACAGUACACAUUGUUGGGAUUUUAGACCUUGCCCAUCAUCUGGUGUUAUAAAACAACAAUGAACUGAUUUGGACCCCCUACAUCAAACAGGAGGUUGAUAACUCUCGAGGAAGGUCAAUUUUUACUUGACAGU
Molecule: messenger RNA, 7957 nt
Organism: Zootermopsis nevadensis
Lineage: Eukaryota; Metazoa; Arthropoda; Insecta; Blattodea; Termopsidae
Source: RefSeq, a predicted model, not a curated record